AUGACUUCCAGAAACCGGGAAACCGACCCGUCAGAAGCCACUCCGCUAUUGCGACAUGAGUCAACAGUAUCAGAAUCUCACCAAAGCACCCACUAUCACAGAGUGGCCAGUCGCAGCACAAAUGUUGAAAGCAAUAAUUCGAUCGAUGAAACGCAAGAACAGAUCAAUGCCCUCGGUCUGGUCCGGGUGACUUCGGCAGAAGGGCUGGACAUCGAGCCCGACUUGGAACGAUUCUCCUCGCGCGGUUCAGCUUCUGUGAAAAAGAACAAUGCCUCUACCGGCGAUGCAGAUCCAAUCCCAGAGGAAGAAGAGGAAGAUAGCUAUGCUGCUCGAUUCAUCGAUGUAUCGCCAGCUCGGUUCUGGCUUAUUUUCGUCGGCGUCCUCAUCGGAUAUCUGAUCGGCUUCUUCGACUCCACUUUGAUGGCAUCGAGCCACCCCGUUAUUACCUCCUACUUCAAUGCCGCAAACACUGCUUCAUGGCUAUCAACUGCAUUCCUGCUCACCUCUACAGCCUUCCUACCACUCUUCGGACGCAUCUCCGAUGCCUUCGGCCGGAAGCCCGUGUACCUAUUCUCCAUCGCAAUGUUCUUCCUGACAACAGCUUGGUGCGGACUGGCCCAAAAUAUCGGCAGCUUUAUUGCUGCUCGAGCCCUCUGUGGCCUUGGCGCUGGGGGUGUGUUCUCCAUGGGCCAAGUCAUAUCCAGCGAUCUAGUCCGCAUCGAAUACCGCGGUGUUUACCAAUCUUACAUCAACCUGUGCUAUGGUACCGGUAGUUGCUUGGGCCUUGCUUUUGGUGGGUACCUCUGUGAUAAUAUCGGAUGGCGUGGUGCAUUCUUCAUCCAACUUCCCUUCAUCUUUGUAUAUUUCAUCACCGCAGCAAGUACCAUCCCAGCGGACCUCGGCGUCAAACGAGCCAUCAACUCGGAGCGAAUGACAGUGGUACAAUUGAUCCGCAGCAUCGACUUGACCGGUGCAUUCAUCCUGGCUACAGCAGUGACAGCUCUGAUCAUGGGGUUGAAUCUGGGUGGUAAUGUCUUUCCCUGGGAACAUCCUCUGGUUAUCGGCUCUCUAGUCGCAGCUGUGCUCCUGGGUAUUGUUCUUGUCAGAUACGAGCGCGGGGUACCACGCGCAGUUCUUCCGAUAGAACUCCUCUCCAAGAAUCCCCGGGCUAGUCUCAUUAUCGGCAAUUUCUUCGGUGCUAUUUCAGUCAAUACGGUCAUGUUCAAUGUCCCUCUUUACUUCCAAGCGGUCAAGCUGGCUAGCCCCACAGACUCAGGCUUGCGAUUAGUGGCAGCAUCCAUUGCUAUCACUGCUUCGAGUGUCGGAACUGGGUUCUUGAUCACCUGGUCGAAACGGAUGAAGCCAACCAUUAUCCUUGGCGGCUUCUGUAUGUUGUUGGGCGGAUGUACCGCCGCAUCCCUCAACAUGCACACACCCUAUGCGCUAGCUAUGAUCUGUGUGUCGUUCUCUAGCCUCGGACAAGGCUUUUCCUUCCCUUCGGUGAUGGUAUCAGUGCUGGCUACAAGCGAGCAGGAUGACCAGGCUAUCGCUACUACAACUCUCGGUCUAGCACGGAACCUUGGAGCCGUGAUGGGCGUGUCUAUUAGUAGUUGGAUAUUUCAAAAUGUCCUCUACUACCAACUUGAACGUAACGUGAAGGGUGUGGAAAAAGACCAUAUCAUUGCCCUCGUCCGCAAGUCGAUCCGAGCUAUUUCCAGUCUUGACCCAUUGCACCAACAUCAAGUUAUCGGAUCAUAUGCGACUGCCCUUCGUGCAACCUUUCUAUCCGCAGCCCUCUGGGGUGCCAUCAUGCUGAUACUGCAUUCCCGCCUUCGUUUGCCCCGACUUGGCAGUAAGGCUUAA
Molecule: messenger RNA, 1863 nt
Organism: Penicillium manginii
Lineage: Eukaryota; Fungi; Ascomycota; Eurotiomycetes; Eurotiales; Aspergillaceae
Product: putative MFS multidrug transporter
Exons: 2
Coding region: 1-1863 (620 amino acids)
Biological process (GO): basic amino acid transport; transmembrane transport
Cellular component (GO): fungal-type vacuole membrane
Molecular function (GO): basic amino acid transmembrane transporter activity
Source: RefSeq, a predicted model, not a curated record